Molecule: messenger RNA, 1557 nt
Organism: Tetrahymena thermophila SB210
Lineage: Eukaryota; Ciliophora; Oligohymenophorea; Hymenostomatida; Tetrahymenidae
Exons: 2
Source: RefSeq, a predicted model, not a curated record
AAAAAUUAAAUGAAUAAAUCAUAAAUCCAACAAAUAAAUACUGAUCACAGAAAGAAAUAUGGAUUCUAAGAUUAAAAAAUCAAGCUAUAAUUAUUGCUGAAGGAAUAAUCUAACUAUAGGAAUAAGGAAAUACAAAAUAUAAACUCGCUUGCUUAAACAAAAUACUUAAACUUAGCUUCAGAUAAAAAAUAAUAUUCUUCUCAAGCUACUCAAAUAUAAGAUGAUUUGCUAGACUACGGUCAAAAUAUAGACAAAUAUUACAAUUAAAUGUUUUAAGAAGAAAAUUAAGAUGAUUAAAAUAACUCAUGGGAUAGAUCUUAAAAUAAUUCUAUAGUUAUGCAAAGUAGAUAUGAAAAUGACGAUAGCAAACAAUGUACUCCUGAAGUAUCAUAUGUGCAAAAAUAUAAAUAGAAUUUUCAUAGCAAGAAUUAGAAACAAUUAAUUUACUUGCAUAUCCCUAAUGAAUCAGAAUAAGGAAAUUAGAGUUUUAGCUCUGUUAUCAGAAGAUGUUCAAGCAAUCUAUGUUCUAUAAAAUAAGAGAUUAAUUAAAAGCCAAAAAUUAAGUAAUUAGAUGAUAAUUCUACUUAUUUUAAUAGUAACUGCUUCCCCUCAAUAUCAAACAAUACAAGCUAACUAAAGAAAUAAAUUCAAAUUAACUACAAAGAGGUUUAUAAGCUUUUUUGCUCAAAAAUGAAAUAACAAGAAGAAGAUAAAAGAAACUAAUCCAAAUUAAAUACAUCAUAGUUUAAUAAUUCUUAAUUUCCUGUAAAUUACAGAACACCAUUCAUAAAUAAUCCAAUAUCAAAGGCAGAAGACUAAAUUUCACAACAAAAAAAGAUGUAUUUUGUUUCGUCUCAUGGUUAUGGGGAAAAUGAGUAUCAGCCAUCAACGAUAGGUAAAGUUUUUUCUAAUGCUGUUUCAAGGAAGACUUCAAUAGAAGAGAGCAAAAUUGAAUUGAAGAAUUGGAACUUAGCUAAAUUUAACCACAUUUAAGAUAAUUAAUCAAAAAAAGAAGACAUCAGGUAUUAUUCUAAAUAAAUAAAUGAAAGUUAAUCUUAAAAAAAUAUAGAAAAAUUAAAAUUUGCUAAAAAUUAAUAAAUUUUUGAAAAUUAAAAAGAAAAUAAUCACACUAAUAGAAAAUUUAAUUAAUAAUUAGUUUAAAGAAAUGUACUUUAAUUUAAAUAAGCAUUCGAAAUACCUUCAUAAUAAUUAAAUUAACACCAUGAAAUUCAACCAAAAAGACUAUUAAAAAAAUAUUUCUCUGUAAAAUAAUUAAAUUUGGACACAUCAAAGCACUCAAAAAAUGUAAAUGUAGAAUAAUCUGAUAAUUUAGAAAGAAAUUUGAUAAUCAAGCAAAUAGAUAACUAUAGCAAUCAAUCUUCAAAGUUUAACUCUUAAAAAAAUCUGCAAUUUCAAUAGUAUGCUCUUGAAACAUGGAAAUAUAGAAAUAAAACUUGUGAGUAAGAGCCUUAAAAUUAAAUAAAAUCAAAAUAAAUUGUUGAUAAAAAUAAAUUAUAAGUAUUAGAUAAAAACUACUUUGAAAAUUAUUACUCUUGA